This is a messenger RNA of Stylonychia lemnae, 1767 nucleotides long. NCBI's taxonomy places the organism in Eukaryota, Ciliophora, Spirotrichea, Sporadotrichida, Oxytrichidae. The record is from the annotation of a GenBank genome assembly.
AUGUUAAGACCUCAGCUACAUUCAUACCAGCAGUCUGAUGCAAACUCAAUUUACAGCAGCCUUAACUAAUCAGUCAUGAUAAAUUCAUCUUAGGAUCAGCUAAAGGCAAAGAUUACAGGCCCUUUAAGUAUCUUAGAUUUCAGAAAGAUACAACGCCCUGCUAACACCAGUCAACAGGUUACUGCACUCUUUGCUGAACAAAGAAAAGACUCAAUAAAGAGUAGAAAUUCAACAAAUGGCAACAAUUCAAAAGGAUCAGUGCUUAAGUCUAGCUUCUUUGAUUAAAUGCAAAAUGUAUGUUUAUUAUCUUGCUUAGCCUUAUAAUAGUCUCAAAACAACAGUAAUUUUCCUCAAGAGAUUGAGAGUCCUCCCUUAUCUGAAAGAAAUGAAAGUAAAUCUUCAAAUCAUAUCCAAUUUUUCUUGGAUCAAGCAAAGAGAUAAACUUUUGAAAAGCUAAAAGUUCCAAAUAGCUAGUAAUUGCUUGGAAUUCAAGGUUUCCAAUCAAAUUUUGGAGAGAGUUUGACUAAUCUUUCAGAUAUAGAGUUGAGUCACAUCAAUCAUGAUGUUAGUCAUUUUAGGCAUUCUAGCGAUCAUGACAAUUUAAGGGAAAGCUUUUCGUUCAUGCCUAUCGAUUCUAAUUCUCACAAUUUGAAUAUUCAAAGUAAGAUCUUUGAAAACAUUCCAAUAAACAGAGCCUCUUUUGAAGAGUAGUUCAAUAAACUCAAAUACGAAGAAGAAAGAACUUAGAGGACCAUAGCUACUAUUGUUGAUGUUUUUGCAAAUGAUAAUAAAUAUUGCAGAAACUCAAAGAAGCAUAAGAAACAAACCAAGUUCACCAUUAAUCUGGAUAGCAAUCUUGGAGUAAAUCAGGAAGUUGAUAGUUUCCUAAACUAUUAACAUCAUGUCGACUCAGAUGAUGACAUUUAAUCGGUGAUCGGUAAGGAUUAAGGUAUGAGAAGGCUAGAUGAGCUAUUCAAUCUGCAAUAAUUUGAUGAGCCCUUGAAUUCUAGCUAGAAAAGCCAAGUAACAUCUGAUUAACAGAGGUUAGAGAGAUGUGUAAAAAUACUUAACGACAAACCUCAAUACAAUGAGACUAAGAUCCUAAAAAAAUCUAAGUUUAAACAGGAUUAGAUUAUUUAGAAAGUAUAAAAGAUGCAAAAUUCAAAUAAUCCCUAAAGAAUAAACAUGAAGAGGAGGGCUAAUUUCAAUUAAUCUCCUAAUGACAAAGUUGUCAUCAAUAGAAACUAAAUUCACUUGAAAUUGAAAGAAGAUUACCAGUCUUAAGUAGGUGAUUCGUCAUUUGGUUCAAUCACACUUUUCAAGAAUAAUGUCUCAAGUAGUGAUAAAAAGGAAUCUAAAUAGGCAGCUUAAUAAAUAUUUCCAAUAUAUCAAGAUUCAGAAUUCGGUCUUGAUGAUUCCCUAGUCCAGGAUUGUCUGAGUGAGACUAACGAAGAAUAAGACUAUGAAACAGAUGAAGAAACAAUUUCUGACUAAAGAAGAGAGUUGAUCAAUGAAUCAAAAAUAAUUUAAGAAAUUUGUGGCAGUCUAAAUCCAGAUGCUCUUAGAAUUUUCAUCGUAAACUCAAGUAUUGAGGAUAGAGUUGCUAGACCAUGCUUAUUUGACAGACAAGGAAAGAUGAAGGAUUAUUAGAUUUACUCAACUGAGAGAGAUGAGGAUGGAUUGUUUUCAGCAGUAAGAGAGGAUGAGAUAUUUAAUUAGUUGUAUGAUAAUGAUGAGAGAACACCAUACUUUAACUGUAUUAUUUGA